Molecule: messenger RNA, 1007 nt
Organism: Eurypyga helias (sunbittern)
Lineage: Eukaryota; Metazoa; Chordata; Aves; Eurypygiformes; Eurypygidae
Product: excitatory amino acid transporter 4-like
Exons: 5
Coding region: 63-1007 (314 amino acids)
Biological process (GO): L-glutamate transmembrane transport
Cellular component (GO): plasma membrane
Molecular function (GO): L-glutamate transmembrane transporter activity; glutamate:sodium symporter activity; neutral L-amino acid transmembrane transporter activity
Source: RefSeq, a predicted model, not a curated record
GUGCUUCUCCCUGCCCAGCGUAGGCAGAGCCGUGCCUUGGAGUCUGAGCAGCCGUGCUGACCAUGAGCGAGCAGAGCCACGUCAACAGCCUGUUCCUCAAUGAGGACGCAGCCAAGCGGCUCAGUGCCGAGAGCCGGGUUCAGCGCUUCCGGCAGGCAGUGCAGAAGCGGGCGGCACGGGCCAAGAAGCGGAUGCACAGCAUCACUGCCGCCAGCGUUAAAAGCUUCUUCAAGAGAAAUGCCUUUGUCCUCUUCACCAUUGCUGCAGUCUUACUAGGAGUCAUCCUGGCAUUCUCCCUCCGGCCCUACCAGCUGACUUAUCGCCAGAUCAAGUAUUUCUCCUUCCCCGGCGAGCUGCUGAUGCGUAUGCUCCAGAUGUUGGUUCUUCCUCUCAUUGUCUCUAGCUUGAUUACAGGAAUGGCCUCGCUGGAUGGCAGAGCCUCAGGGAAGAUGGGGAUGCGAGCUGUCGUCUACUACAUGGUGACCACAAUCAUAGCAGUCUUCAUUGGCAUCCUAAUGGUGAUCAUCAUCCACCCAGGAAAAGGAUCUAAGGACAAACUUCACCGAGAAGGCAGAAUUGAGCAGGUGCAGACCACAGAUGCAUUCAUGGACUUGGUGAGGAAUAUGUUCCCGCCCAACCUUGUAGAAGCCUGCUUCAAACAGUACAAGACGCAGUACAGCACCAGGGUCUUCACCAGAACCGUCCUCCACAGCAGCAAUAUCACAGCAGGUGUGACAACCACACAGAUCCCUGUGCCUGAGAACUUCACCGGCAUCCUGGAGAACAUCACUCAUGCCCUGGGGACCGUCUCCGAGGUGCUGACCUUUGAAGAAGUCAUUCCCAUCCCGGGCUCAGCCAAUGGGGUGAACGCACUGGGGCUGGUAGUGUUCUCCAUGUGCUUCGGUUUGGUGAUCGGCAGCAUGAAGCAGAAGGGACGGGCCCUGCGGGAGUUCUUUAACUGCCUCAACGAAGCCAUCAUGAGGCUGGUGGCCAUUAUCAUCUGGUGA